GCAUAACGCAGCCAGGAGAGCCAUCGAUGGCGGCGGCGGCGAUGGCAGCCGCCGUGGUGCUCGCGGCCGUCGUGGCGGCGGCGGCGGCGCAGGCGGAAGUCCGGUGGGAGGUGUCGUACCUCACGCUGGAGCCCCUUGGCCAAGCGCAGAAGGUAAUUGCGAUAAACAACCAGUUCCCGGGCCCUCUCCUGAACGUGACGACGAACCAGAACGUGAGGGUGAACGUCCAAAACAACCUGGAUGAGCCCCUCCUCAUCACCUGGGACGGAAUCCAGAUGAGGAUGAACUCGUGGCAGGAUGGCGUCUCCGGCACCAACUGCCCAAUCCCUCCUGGAUGGAACUGGACCUACCAGUUCCAGCUGAAGGACCAGAUCGGCAGUUUCUUCUACUUCCCGUCGCUCGGCCUCCAGCGAGCUGCCGGCGGGUAUGGCCCCAUCACCAUCAACAACCGCGCCACUGUGCCAGUCCCCUUUGGCCAGCCCGACGGUGACAUCACCCUGUUCAUUGGGGAUUGGUACACCAACAGCCACAUUGAAUUGAGGAACAUGCUAGAUGAUGGCAAGGAUCUAGGGGUACCAGAUGCAAUUCUGAUCAAUGGAAGGGCACCUUACAGAUAUGACACUACACUGGUUCCUGAUGGCCUUCAGUAUGAAACUGUUGGAGUUGAGCCAGGCAAGACAUAUCGCUUCCGUGUCCAUAAUGUUGGCAUCUCAACUAGCCUCAACUUCAGGAUCCAGAAUCACAAAAUGCUUCUGGUAGAGACUGAAGGAACCUACACCAAUCAGCAGAACUACACCAACCUCGACAUCCAUGUGGGACAGUCCUACUCUUUCUUGGUGACCAUGGACCAGAAUGCAAGCACCGACUACUACAUUGUAGCGAGCCCAAGGUUCAUAAGCAAUCCUCAAUGGAGCCAGGUCACCGGUGUGGCCAUCCUGCAGUACUCAAACUCCAAAGGCAAAGCUUCUGGCCCCCUCCCUGAUGCUCCAAAUGAUUACUAUGACAAGUACUACUCCAUCAACCAGGCAAAGUCCAUCAGAAUGAACACGAGUGCUGGUGCUGCCCGUCCAAACCCGCAGGGAUCAUUCCAUUACGGUUCGAUCAACAUCACUCAGACCUUUGUUCUCAAGAAUGAGGCACCCUUGCGCAUCAAUGGAAAGCAGCGAAGAACGAUCAACAGGAUCUCAUACUCUCCUCCUGAGACACCAUUGAGGCUUGCUGACCUACACAACCUGACUGGAGUCUACACAACUGAUUUCCCUGCAAUGCCAAGCAACAUACCAGCAAGGGUAGCUUCUUCUGUGCUGAAUGCAUCCUACAAGGGCUUCCUCGAGAUCAUCUUCCAGAACAAUGACACUGAUAUUCAGACCUACCAUCUGGAUGGUUACUCAUUCUUUGUAGUUGGGAUGGAUUAUGGCGAGUGGACACCAGACAGGAGGAAUGAAUACAGCAGGUGGGAUGCCAUCUCUCGCUGCACCACUCAGGUCUUCCCCGGAGGCUGGACUGCUGUCCUAAUCUCACUUGACAAUGUCGGUAUCUGGAAUCUGCGUGCCGAGAAGCUGGAUAACUGGUACAGAGGGCAGGAGGUCUAUGUGAAGGUUGCUGAUCCGCUGGGCUACAAUAUCACUGAAAUGAUCAUGCCGGAUAACGUCCUGUACUGCGGUAUACUGAAGGAGAGGCAAACGCCACAGGUUCAUGAGUCAAACAGCAAAUCGUCAGCGCAAGCUGAGGCUGGAUGGAGCAACAGGCUACUUGCGAGCGUGAUGCUGGUUGUCGCAGCUGUGAUCUUCAGUUGAAUUUGUCCAUUUUUUGGGUUAUAGGUUUUGUCGAGGCAGAAAUAGAACAUUUACAUUAAAUUCAGCAUAGGGAAAUUUGUGGAGAUAGGAUCUGGUGGUGAUUUUCAAGUUGUUAGAUGUUACAGAACAACUAGAAAAGCUGUUUCUGAAAAGGCCUGGAAUUUGAUACUUGAAAUGAGAUUUCGACAGUUUACUC
Setaria italica (foxtail millet) is the source of this 1992-nucleotide messenger RNA. Its product is annotated as monocopper oxidase-like protein SKU5. The transcript is spliced from 9 exons. NCBI's taxonomy places the organism in Eukaryota, Viridiplantae, Streptophyta, Magnoliopsida, Poales, Poaceae. Gene Ontology annotation, molecular function: copper ion binding; oxidoreductase activity. The coding region runs from base 27 to 1796 and encodes 589 amino acids. The record is from RefSeq and is a predicted model, not a curated record.